Racocetra persica is the source of this 599-nucleotide messenger RNA. NCBI's taxonomy places the organism in Eukaryota, Fungi, Glomeromycota, Glomeromycetes, Diversisporales, Gigasporaceae. The record is from the annotation of a GenBank genome assembly.
AACAAUCUGGUUCUCUUUCACUUCGACGUCCGAAAAAUCGUCGGCCUUUAACUAUCUUAACGAAACUAGAAAAAAGAAAUACAUGGUCUCCUAUAUCUUUUUUUCAACAAAAAAACGGGAAUGCUCCAAAUACACCAACAAAAAGAUUCACCGGAUGGCUUGGAAGAAAAGAUGAUGCUAAUGGCAAUGGCUCAAUGAUGCAUUCUGAUAACUCUCAACUUGGUGAAUCUUUUACAAUUUCCCUGGGAAAUCAAGUGAAAUCAACACAUAAUCUUAGAUUAUUGGUAUCUGAUGUGGAUGAUUUGCUAAAAUCCUCAAAUGACCAACUAAAAGAAAUUGCGCAUAGAGCUCAAACUGCUGCAAAUUUGUAUUCACAAGACUUGGCGGCAAUUGUUUUACUUCUGACUCCUCAAGAUUGGCCAACAUAUAAGUUUGGGAAGGGUGCUAAUAAAGCAUUCUUUGAAAGGUGUAAAGAAUCAACUGAAUUUCAUUUUGAUGAUGUCGGAACACAACUUGAAGCUAUUGAAAAGGAUUUUACAAAUGAUCGAGGAGUUUCAUCUGUAAAAGAAGGUUAUAUUUCAUCUAGUUAUUGGCUUUGA